AUUUUUUUUUUUGUUUAUGUUCAAAGCUGCAGCAUUUCUGAUCGACAGAACACUUUGGUAACGGAAGGAGCAGGUCACCAUUAAGUUUUUCACUUUCGAAUUAGGCAUGUCAAGACGUUUCUCUUGGCUGCACUCGUUUGGCAGUCUCAUGGCCAAGAGAACGACGUCGAACUUUUCCACUUAUAACUUUGGACGAACUUCCUGCAUUGAGUGCUACACAACGAAUAACUGUAACAACUCCUUCAUCCGUAAAAACCGAACACAUAGAAAGUCACAAGGCGCAACAACCACACAGGACAGCAAGCUGGCUUCAAAUGUAGCCCACUGCAAGAAGAAAGUGUUGUCUGGGGUAAAGGGUUUGGCAACUUCGGGGAUUUGCUGCAGCACCAGGUAGCGUGGUAUUGGCGGAAAGUGGCUCGGGCCUGCUGCGUGGGUUCCUGCCUCCUUACCGCUUCCGUCCUCGCUAUCAAUCACAGCUGUCAAUUCUAAAAUAAUUUUGGAUAAGCUAUAAAAAUCAUUGUUUAGUUUCAUCGAUUAUUGGUGCGAUUAAUUGUAAUGGUGUAGAACGAGUCACUUUACAUUCACAUUCUGAAUAAUGAAUGUACCAUCAUAAAGAUUAUAUAAUAGUUUGUCUACAAUUAUUAAAUAAAUUUCAAGUUUAGUUUUAGCUACACCUUUUAUUAUUCUGCACAGCAAGUAUUUUUCCCACACUUUCUUCGUAGGUCUUCCAUUUCGAUUGUCGUAAGUUAGAUGAUGUACACUAUCGAAUGUAUUGAAUAUGGUGUUGACCACAUAGAACCUCGUUGACAGCAAAGAACCAAAGAUGUACCUUAAGUUUGGCAUUUUAGGCAUGUUUUGUGUGUGCUACUAAGAGCAUGUUUAAUAGUUGUAUGGUUGGGAUUUAAUAUGUUGUGAUAUAUUGUUGAAGGAGAAUGGCUAGUAAUUGGUCAUCCCCAAUUAGAGGACUAGUGGUCGUUGGUUCAAGUGUUGCUGUUUGCGGUUGUGCUUAUUUAAUCUACAGGUACUGGAAGCAGAGGGACGCGAGAAGUAUCGACGAAGGAUUUGAAGACGUUUCUCGUUUGGAAGACAAUCCUGAGAGAAGAGUCUUGGUGCUUGGUCUUAACAACUCUGGGAAGAGCACACUGCUAAAUCAAGUGACAACAGGGAGCACUGAUGUUAAAACUGUUAAACCCACUGAAGGAUUCAGGGUCACCAGUCUGCAAAACAAAGAUGUUUCGCUUAACAUCUGGGAGAUUGGUGGUGGACCAAAUGUGCGUCCCUACUGGAGUAACUUCUUGCAGGACACAGAUCUCCUGGUGUUCGUGGUAGAUGCAGCAGAUGACCAUAACUUGCCAUUAGCAUUUCGUGAGCUUAAGAGCCUUUUAGGAGAUGAAAGGCUAGCACAUGUGCCUCUACUUGUUCUAGCUAAUAAGCAGGAUCUCCCCAAUGCAAAAAACAGUGAGGAGAUUGCAGACAUUUUAGACUUGAACAGCAUUCCUGCUUCAAAACAUAAAGUUCGUGUUGUGGGUACUACAGCCAUACCUUCAACUGAAAUAGCGAGGCAUCCUUCAAUUUUGGAAGUGCAACAAGCUCUUUUCAGCAUGACAAAUGUCUAAGUAAAAUAAAUUUCUUUUGUAUAUUUAAAAUAAAUGGGUUGAUUGUGAGACAGUAUUUCACAGUAUCCUGCUGUUCUUUUUUAUGUGUAGACUAGAUGUUUUAUACAUAAUGAUUUCAUACUCUUGGAAAUAGGACAUUUGUGCUAUUGCAUUUGCCACUCUUUCAAAUGAGAUUUAUUGUACUUUUUUGUGUGUGUAAAACUGAAAUUUCAAGGCUGAUUAUUUAGAUUACAUUCCACGGGGUGUCUGAAGUGUGCAAAUGUGUACUAUGGACAUGUGUGAUUUUGUUAAUGACAAGAUUUUGAUUGGUAAAUAUGUCACUGUAUGAGCAGUUCUUGGCCUAGGAUCCUGUCAGAGUAAGACUUCGUUUUACAGAAGCAUUUUGUCAUCAACUGAGGCUCAGAAUAGUAAAAGUGCUUUGGAAUUAUCUGCUGUGUAUCUAUUAUCUGCUGGUGCAAAAUGAAACAAGGUGAUUGUUUUCCUUUAUGUUGCCAAAAUAUUAGUAUGCACAAGAUGAGUAAACUUAGUUGUGCUAAUGUUUAAAACUGAUUAUUUCAACAAAUAACUCUUGAAUUUUAAGAAAAAUUAAGGAAAGACAAAGUAAAAUAAAAUAAGGAAAAAGUGUUGUAGCUAUGAAUGAGAGAGAUGGAGUAAAAUCUGAGCUUGAUGAAUUAAAUUUAAAGUUUUCUUUUUCAAUUCUUGUACUCCUUUUUUAGAAUGUUUAUUUCCACUUGUUAAAUCCAUUUUAUCAAAACUCUUAAUUUCAAGUGACUUUUACAGAAUUUACGAGUCUUAAGUUCAGUUCCAAUAAUUCAGACUGUGCCAGCAGCUUGGAGCUCUUAAACCAAUUCUGCAGUUUUUUUUAUUUGUAAUAGGCCUACCGAAUCUCAGUUUUUGUAAAUAUAUAAUAGAGAAAGAAACUGAUGAUGAGACUGAGGAUUACUGGUCCUGUUAACAUGACUUGAUGUAACAUUCUUGACUGCCUGUCUCAGUACUUUGAAAUUUUUAUUAAACUACCUGAGGUAUUCUAUCAGUACCUUCUUGCCUUAUGUCUGGUAACAGGCAGUCUCUUAUAUUUAAUCUAAAAUAUCUAUUUAUUAAUUUUGUAAAUGUAUAUCAUUAUAAUAAAAACUAAUGCAUUUACUGUAUUGUGUGUUUUAUAUAUCUGAAAAUGUUCAACGUAAACUCCAUGCUUUUAGAUACUUCGCAUCUAAAUUUUAUCACAUUAUACCAAUCCACUGUCAUAUGCCUUUGUGACAGAUCUCAAAGGUUCAGCUAAUAGAUUGCAGCAUUUUAACCAGCUUUGAUUUCUUAGAUCAUUAUUUGCAGAAAAACAUUAUCUUGUGAAAAACUAUUCAAAGAUAAAGUUGUAACUUUAA
Molecule: messenger RNA, 2995 nt
Organism: Schistocerca gregaria
Lineage: Eukaryota; Metazoa; Arthropoda; Insecta; Orthoptera; Acrididae
Exons: 4
Coding region: 933-1616 (227 amino acids)
Cellular component (GO): cytoplasm; microtubule cytoskeleton
Molecular function (GO): GTPase activity; GTP binding
Source: RefSeq, a predicted model, not a curated record